This is a messenger RNA of Diatraea saccharalis (sugarcane borer), 1582 nucleotides long. The record is from the annotation of a GenBank genome assembly. Lineage: Eukaryota; Metazoa; Arthropoda; Insecta; Lepidoptera; Crambidae.
AGAGCCGUUGCGGAUGCUGCGGCGGACGGGUCUGUUUUACGCACAGAGUCGGAGACUACCUCGUGCGUACCACGCGUGUUCAAAAUAAUCUAUGUAGUUGGAUAUCAGUGUGAAAUGACACUUUGUGAAAAUUCAGUGACGGUGACAUUAACCAGGGUCCAAUAAUAGCGUCUACGCAUCGUUGGUACAUCCCUACGCGACGGGGCGAUGUUAAGAGCGACCACGACGGCGUUGGCGUGCCUCUGCUUGGCGCGCACCUCGCCCGCCGAGACGCACAACCUACGCCUUUACACGCAGCAGAACAACCUCAACCAGAAGGAUUUAACGGGUAUCCUGGCGAACAUCGAGGAAAGGUUGCGGGUGCUGGACUCUGUCAGUGCAGCACAAGCGAAACAAGCGCGCCGGCUCGACGUCAUACAAGAUAAAUUAGAUCGUGUGGAGACCGCUUUAUCCCUGAGGUUAGAAAGAGCUCAGUUAGCAGCCGAGCGACUAGAACAUCGGUUACAUAUGCUCCAAACUAGCGUGCAGACUUCUAUCAAAGAGAGUAGUGAGAAGCUGGAACGUAGUCAAAUGAAGAUUUCCGAAUUAGCGCAAAAUUUAACAUCACAAAUUAUGUUACACAAACGCUUGUUGGAUAAGGUAAAUGGGGCGUACGCAGACACGUGGCACCGAGGUCUGGUGUUAGAAGCCCUAAUGCGCGACGGUCUGUCAUUGGUGAACGUGACGCGACGUGAGCUAGCCGACGGGCUACGAGCGUUAGCGCGACGACAACGCGACGCAAGGUUCACCUCCGCCGACCUCGAGGCCGCCUUCACGAAACGUCUCAAAGACAACACUUAUAAGAUCGAUCUGAAGAUGAAAGAAUUGCUGGAUGUGCAAAAGCGUUUCGUAGAUUCAUGUCAACGAGAACAGCUAGACGACCCCAAUCAAGUAGCCGACGUCCUGGGCAAACUUAUCGACACACUUAUCAAUAAGACUGCGUCAACAUUCCACGAACUUCAAAACAUUCAAAUUACUAUACGAAAUCACGACACGAAGGUACAAAAAUUGAUCAGCUCUAAUCGAAAUGUUCAGAGCGACUCAACAUGCCGGCGCCUCGAGAGCGUAAUUCGAAACACGACACAUGUAACGUUCAAGGAGAAUGAAUUGCAACAGUUGACGGAGAAAUUAGUGGACCUGACCAACCGCGCGGACGCCGCCCUACAACGGCUCGAGACGAAACUCAAAGACGAGGAACCAUCAUCUAACAUUACAGAUGCUGACCAACUCCUACAAAAACUUAAUGGAAUAGGGGAAGACGAAUCUGAUGAAGAGAUUGAUUAUGAAGAGGACAACCCAGAAGAGAAAAAUUUCUACGACGACGGUGGUGGUGGCGAUAUAAUGGAUGAAGACAAAGAUAUACUCAAUGGUAUUAACAAAAGCAAUCAACUCAAGAAAGAAGUCACUGAAAGGCCACUACACCGAAGACAUCUUCACAAACACCCCUAUGAUAGAGGUCCUAGUUGGCAAAACUAGUUUAUUCCAGAUCAUGGUUUUCAAUUUUGUAUUAUGCGUGUUUAUAAAAUAAAAUUAAUACUUUAUC